AUGUUCUACAUUGCUAUGCAGACUCCUGAUCACUGGUGCCAUGUACCUGGUCGAGAACACACCAACCUGUCACUCGAGGAGUGGAAGAACUUCACUGUUCCCAGGGAAGGAGCUGCAUUCAGCAAGUGCUUGAUGUAUAACCAGAGUGAUGUGAGGGACUUCAGCAACAGGAGGGAACCUGUGAAGUGCCAGCAUAGUUGGGAGUAUGACAACACCUGGUUCUCACUGACAGCGACAUCACAGAUGAAUUGGGUCUGUGACAACCAGCAGACUGUUAAUACCAUCUUGUUCUACUCACAGAAUAUUGGAGUGGCAUUAGGCUUACUCUUUGGCUAUGUGGUUCAGAUGACUCUUGCCGAUGACAGGUACGGCCGACGCCCCCAGCAGUUGCUGUACCUGUCAGCCCACGUGGUCAGCAGGCUGCUGGUCAUGCUCGCUCCGCACGUGCUGCCGCUCUUCAUCCUGGCAGAGUCACUCGUCUCUGGUGCGGCCGGGCCAAUGGAGGAGUCUUUAUUGGCUGUCGGCCUGGAACUUACAGACAUCAAGCACCGCUCUGUUAUCAACCGCUACGCAUCCUGUAGCAUGGCCCUUGGAAUGAUGCUUGCUGGUCUGGUGUCUUGGGCACUGCCCAACUGGAACUAUUUCAUGUCAUUUGCAGCCCUCAGUUGUUUUGCCCUGUUCUUCUUCUUCAGAUGGUUUCCACAGUCUCCGCGCUGGCUGGCAUGCAGGGGUCGCGAGCAGGAGGCACUGGCAGUGUUGCGUGACAUCGCGACCACCAACGGCUCCACUGUGCCUGCAUUUGCCUUGCAGGUUAUCCAGACCGUGGGCAACAACAAGGCAGACAGGACAGGCUUCCUGAGUAUAUUCUCCAGCUGGAACGUCUUUAAGAACACCGUGAUCCUCAUCAUCGCCAGGUGA
Molecule: messenger RNA, 918 nt
Organism: Schistocerca piceifrons (Central American locust)
Lineage: Eukaryota; Metazoa; Arthropoda; Insecta; Orthoptera; Acrididae
Product: solute carrier family 22 member 7-like
Exons: 5
Coding region: 1-918 (305 amino acids)
Biological process (GO): transmembrane transport
Cellular component (GO): membrane
Molecular function (GO): transmembrane transporter activity
Source: RefSeq, a predicted model, not a curated record